Molecule: messenger RNA, 3378 nt
Organism: Rubroshorea leprosula
Lineage: Eukaryota; Viridiplantae; Streptophyta; Magnoliopsida; Malvales; Dipterocarpaceae
Source: the annotation of a GenBank genome assembly
AAUUGAAACCAACCCUAAGCUCUUUUUAUCUCCGCUCUAAAGGUAGCCUCGAUUAUUGCUAACUUAAGCAUUGGAGUGUCUACCCCGAGUUCCACCUCGGGCUUUGCAGGUCUUCCCGGGGUGCAAGUGCGGACUGAAGAAGGACUCCUGGUUUGGUGCAAUUACAUUGGCGCCGUCUGUGGGAAUCAAACUGAAAGCCUUCUAGUUGCUCUUUCAUCAUGGUCCACACUCGAUCAGUCAGAGCUGGUAAUUCAUCUUUGCCUCAUGGGCAGGGUCAACCCCCCACCAACCUUCCACCUCUGAUCCCACCUCAACUCCCACCUCAACUUACACCUCAACCUCCACCUCAGGUCCCAAUUAUGUUCCCUCCUGUUGACCAUGCAGAAGGACGAGAUGAAAACCAACCUUAUGCCUCAACUCACAAUUCCACUUCCACUGCCAACCAAGACGUAGUGACAGCUCAGCUUGCUGCCAUGCAGCAACAGUUCGGUACUUACGACGGGACGAAGGAUCCCGAUGACCACCUGCAUGCUUUCUACUCUUGUAUGCAAGCUCAGAACGCCUCUGACGCGUUGAUGUGCAAAAUCUUCCCCUCUACUCUUCGAGGUAACGCCCGAACUUGGUAUUACAGUUUACCUCCGAGGUCAAUUAGCUCGUACACAGAAAUGACAUCUGCCUUUGCCACUAAGUUUUCCAGUAGAAGGUUGAUUAGGAAAACUACUUCUGAGCUGAUGAGAGUUAAACAGAGGGAUGGAGAAUCUCUCAAGAACUAUAUGAGCAGGUUCAAUGAUGCGGUAUUGGAGGUCAUUUCCUUUGAUCAAGCUGUGGGGAUUGCAGCUGUGAUCUCCGGUCUUAAGCAUGACAAGUUCAGAGACAGUUUGAUCAAACAUGCUGCCACCACCUUUAGCGAGGUGAACGAUAGGUCUUUGAAGUUUAUAACCGCUGAGGAGUAUGCCCUGGCGCAGAAUCCGACUCCCACUAAGAACCAGAACCCAGAGUGGAGAGAUGACAAUCCGAGCCGGAAAAGGAUGAGGAUGACGCAGAACCGAGGUCCAGUGUUGACCUCCCCACCGAGAUUCGGAAGGCCGAACUCCACACCCCCGCAACAAUCUGCAGAGCAGUGUAACAGUUUAAAGUCCGAACUGGAAAGUUUAGCUCAGAGGGGAAUGCUGAAUAAGUAUGUUCAGAGAGCUGAACAGCCGAGGUUUGUCAGAGAACAGAGGCCACAGCCUCAAGGAGUCCGCAAUCCCCCAAAUAGGCAAGCAACACUGCGAGGAAACCAAGAGGUGGCCAGACAUUGUUAUAUCACCUCAGUAACACAACCAACGAAAGGCAAAGAUCAGACACCCGAGGCCAUUCCCCAGCGAAUUCCUGAUAAUCAGCAAGUUAUGGGUGUAGAGAUCGUCGAUAAUCGACCGGACGAUGAAGCCAGAGCUGCUCCAGUCGAAGAUGUUGAAGAAGUGCUCGUUGAUGAUAGAGAUCCGAGCCGAAAGACACAGAUUGGAACUAGAUUGAACCCAGAGGAAAAGGCAGAGUUAAUAGCUUUUCUCCGAGCCAAUAAUGAUGUAUUCGCAUGGACCUCGACAGAUAUGCCAGGAAUUCCAAAUUCAGUAUGUCAACAUAAGCUCAGUACCAACCCAUUGAAGAAACCAGUGGCCCAGAAGCGGCGUCUCUUCGGGGGUGAGAGGCUUCAGGCUAUUAAAGAAGAGGUGGAGAAGCUCCUACAAGCUGAUUUUGUCAGGAAAGUUGAUUACUGUGAAUGGGUGGCUAACCCAGUCCUGGUGAAGAAGGCAAAUGUUGAAGCAGCUUUAGGCAAUGAGAGGUUAAGCCUCUUGGAUGCAUAUUCUGGUUAUCACCAGGUGUCAAUGGCUCCCGAAGAUGAAGAGAAAACCUCGUUCUAUGCUGGCGAUGAAAUUUAUUGCUAUGUCAUGAUGCCGUUUGGCUUAAAGAACGCUGUAAAGAGCCGGAAAGCAGAAGACCAUCUAGCCGAUCUCGAUGAAACCUUCAACAACCUCAGAAAGAACAGGAUGCGGUUGAAUCCAGCCAAAUGUAUUUUCGGCGUGGAGUCUGGAAAGUUUCUGGGUUUCUUGGUGUCCCGAAGAGGGAUUGAGGUCAAUCCCGAAAAAAUUAGAGCAAUUACUGAGAUGGAACCACCGAAAUCAGUAAAAGAUAUACAGAGGUUGACUGGAAGAGUGGCAACCCUUCAUCGAUUCAUAUUGAAGUCAGCAGAUAAGUGCCUACCAUUCUUCAAGAUCAUGAGGUUGGCUGCCCAGAAGGAUGAAUCAGGAAAACAGAAAAAAUUUGAAUGGAGUCAGGAGUGCCAGGCUGCAUUCGACGAGUUGAAGUCUUAUCUUAGCUCACCACCUCUACUGACUAAGGCUGUCGAUGGAGAGAUUCUUUACUUGUACCUGGGGAUUUCAAAAGAGGCCAUUAGUUCAAUUCUGUUGAGAGAGGAAGCCAAGCAACAGAAACCAGUCUAUUAUAUCAGCAGUGUAUUACACAGAGCAGAGCUGAGAUAUCCUACAGCGGAGAAAGCAGCACUAGCAGUUAUUCUGCAGAAACCAGAAUGUUCUGGAAGAUUAAUUAAGUGGGCAGUAGAACUGGGGGAGUUUGAGAUAACGUUUCAGCAGAGAUCCGCAAUCCGAGCUCAAGCACCAGCAGAUUUCAUUGUCGAAUGCACCCCAUGUCCUUCAACCUCUACUCCAGAGCCCAACGACUGGACCUUAUAUGUUGACGGAGCAUCUAGUAGCAAGGGUUCAGGGGCUGGUGCUCUCUUGAUUGGUCCAGAAGGAUACCGAAGCGAACAUGCCUUGAAGUUCAACUUUGAUGCGAAAAAUAAUAUGGCUGAGUAUGAAGCUCUGCUACUUGGUCUACAGCUAGCAUUAGAGUUGAAAAUCAGUGCAAUUCAAGUAUACAGUGACUCCCAGUUGGUGGUAAACCAAAUUAACUCAAUUUGUGAAGUUGUUGAUCCCGUAAUGGUGAAAUAUGUAGCCUUGGUAGCCGAGCUGAAGUGCAGAUUCCAGAAAUUCUGUCUGAGUAAAAUCCCCCGAGUUGAGAUUGAACAGGCAGAUUCACUCUCCAAGUUCGCCUCUGACAACUCUUUAAGUUCCAGAUCCGUUUUUGUAGAGAUCUUAGAUGAACCAAGCUUCAUGAAGCCUCGGGUGAUGGAGAUUAGCACAAACCCAGACAUGCCGAGCUGGACUGAUUUAAUCGUCUCCUUUUUGCGAGAUGGGAUAGUACUUGAAGACAGGCAGGAGGCAAUGAAGUUGAGAAAGAAAGCAUCGGAGUGUCUACCCUCGUUGAUGGGGUCCUGUAUAAGAGAUCUUUCUCACUUCCUCUUCUACGGUGUUUAAACCCCUAUAAAGCUGAAUAUGCACU